Messenger RNA from Neoarthrinium moseri, 858 nucleotides. RefSeq lists its product as uncharacterized. The coding region runs from base 1 to 858 and encodes 285 amino acids. The record is from RefSeq and is a predicted model, not a curated record. NCBI's taxonomy places the organism in Eukaryota, Fungi, Ascomycota, Sordariomycetes, Amphisphaeriales, Apiosporaceae. The transcript is spliced from 4 exons.
AUGGCUGUGCAGCGACACGUGAUUCAACCUCAGGCCAGAGGCUCAAAAUUUGGGCAACAGCAUCUCGGUCGCUCGAAAACGCCCAAGACAGCGCGCCGUGGAGCAAAGCGCGCGACAAGCGCUGCGACAAGCAGGUUGCCGGAACCGCCCGUGAUAGACAACCAACGGAAGUGGGAUAUAGCAAAGAUCGUCAUUAGAUCGAUUUCGACACUUGUCGCCAUCGUCGCCACAUGUCUCGCAUUGGUCUUUGUGCCUCAUCGACGGUACGAUCCAGUUGCAUACGCACUCCCUACUUCUCUAUCAUGCAUCAUUUGGAACUCUGCAGAGUUCAUUGUGCUAUGUGUACGCCGCGACAGGUCCAAGGGCAUUCACCCUGGUGCACAUGUUGGGGUCGACUUGCUCAUUUUUGGAGGCGCCAUUGUAUCGACGAUGUUCAUGUUUAUUAAUAGUAAUUCCAUGAGGAACUACUACGACGCCAGUGUCGCUGCUUACUACUGGCCUACUGACCGCUACCUCAUACUUGUUCUGGGCGGCGUCAUUGCCCUACUUCUGCCGAUACACUUCGCCCUGUUUGUGCGGGCAUGCGCUGAGACAGACCAUAUAGCGAGAGAUCGCCGGGUCCAGCAACUCUUCCUAGCGUUCACCCAGAGGGCGGAGCUUGCGCGGGAGGAUAUCCAUUCAACACAUCAUAACCCGGUCCCCCCAAGGGAGGUACAGCGUUUUGAUAUCGACAUGGAGCGGGAGCUAGGGCUGAAGUACGGCAACACAGGCCUCUUCAUCCCGGACAGAGAGUACAACCAGAAAGUGUUGAUUGAUGACCUUGUACGGAUGACUAGAAUAAGACGCAGCAGUGUCUAA